Molecule: messenger RNA, 1384 nt
Organism: Hyla sarda
Lineage: Eukaryota; Metazoa; Chordata; Amphibia; Anura; Hylidae
Product: actin, cytoplasmic type 5-like
Exons: 1
Coding region: 83-1213 (376 amino acids)
Source: RefSeq, a predicted model, not a curated record
CAGCCGGCGGCAGCGGACCUGACAGCACAGCCUAUUCCAGCUUCUUAUCGUUAAGGAAAAACUCCCCCAACUCUUAAGUAAAAUGGCCGAUGAGGAGAUUGCCGCACUUGUUGUUGACAAUGGCUCUGGUAUGUGCAAAGCCGGCUUUGCUGGAGAUAAUGCUCCCUGUGCUGUCUUCCCUUCCAUUGUUGGACGCCCAAGACAUCAGGGUGUCAUGGUUGGCAUGGGUCAGAAGGACAGCUAUGUAGGUGAUGAGGCCCAGAGCAAGAGAGGUAUCCUGACCCUGAAGUACCCCAUUGAACACGGCAUUGUCACCAACUGGGAUGACAUGGAGAAGAUCUGGCAUCACACCUUCUACAAUGAGCUGCGUGUUGCCCCUGAGGAGCACCCAGUCCUGCUCACAGAAGCCCCCCUGAACCCCAAAGCUAACAGAGAAAAGAUGACACAGAUCAUGUUUGAGACCUUCAACAUCCCUGCCAUGUACGUUGCCAUCCAGGCUGUGCUGUCCCUGUAUGCCUCUGGUCGUACCACUGGUAUCGUGAUGGACUCUGGUGAUGGUGUGACCCACACAGUGCCCAUCUAUGAAGGCUAUGCCCUGCCUCAUGCCAUCCUCCGUCUGGACUUGGCUGGCCGUGACCUGACAGACUACCUCAUGAAGAUCUUGACUGAGAGAGGCUACAGCUUCACCACCACAGCCGAAAGAGAAAUUGUGCGUGUCAUCAAGGAGAAGCUCUGCUAUGUAGCUCUGGACUUCGAGCAGGAGAUGGCAACCGCUGCUUCAUCUUCAUCCCUGGAAAAGAGCUAUGAAUUUCCUGACGGUCAGGUGAUCACCAUCGGAAACGAAAGGUUCAGGUGUCCAGAGGCCGUCUUCCAGCCAUCCUUCUUGGGUAUGGAAUCUUGCGGUAUCCAUGAAACCACCUUCAACUCCAUCAUGAAGUGCGAUGUAGAUAUCCGUAAGGACCUGUAUGCCAACACUGUCCUGUCUGGAGGUACCAUCAUGUACCCUGGCAUUGCUGACAGAAUGCAGAAGGAAAUCACUGCCCUUGCCCCUAGCACAAUGAAAAUCAAGAUCAUUGCACCACCCGAGCGCAAAUACUCUGUCUGGAUUGGUGGCUCCAUCUUGGCUUCCCUCUCCACCUUCCAACAGAUGUGGAUCAGCAAGCAGGAAUAUGAUGAGUCUGGCCCAUCCAUUGUUCACCGCAAAUGCUUCUAAACGGACUGCUAGCAGAUGCCUUGCAUUUGCUGCAUGAGAUCUUCAAGUAUUAAUUUGCCUCGGCAAAUGUGUACACCUCAUGCUAGCCUCGUGAAACUGGAAUAGAGCCAACUUCCAAACGAACUUGCCCUCGGAAUGUGAGACACUCUUAAGUCACAACUUUGACGGGGA